Chelmon rostratus (copperband butterflyfish) is the source of this 2231-nucleotide messenger RNA. RefSeq names its product zinc finger protein Aiolos-like. Gene Ontology annotation, molecular function: RNA polymerase II cis-regulatory region sequence-specific DNA binding; DNA-binding transcription factor activity. The record is from RefSeq and is a predicted model, not a curated record. The transcript has 8 exons. Bases 99 to 1706 code for a protein of 535 amino acids. NCBI's taxonomy places the organism in Eukaryota, Metazoa, Chordata, Actinopteri, Chaetodontiformes, Chaetodontidae. Gene Ontology annotation, biological process: regulation of transcription by RNA polymerase II.
UCCAUAUACAGAGAAAGUCCAGUGGCGGAGCGUGGAAUCUCCUACUGUGAGAGCGGUUCUCCUCCGGGUGCUGAGCAAAAAGCAGAACAUUAUUCAUCAUGAACACAGACAAACAUCCUGAAUUUACCGCCCCAGAGGGAAACGGGAUGAAUGGUAGCAGUGAUGUCGCAGAUGUGAAGCCACAGGAGGAGGAAGACGAGAGGGAGGAUAACUCAUUCAGUGAGAAUGGAAUGCAGUGUGCUGAAGGUGUGACAGAUCCUUGUGUGAUAAAAACUGAGGCAGAGGAGAUGGAAGAGAACGAGCAGUACCCCAAGGCUGAAAAAGAAGGAGAGAUUGUGCCAAAAGAGGAGGCAGAGGGGGCCAGUGAGGACGGGAUGGAGGAAGGAUUCGAUGAUCAGAGGACAGAGGAGGAUGAGGAGGAGAGGGACGGGGAGGGGGAUGAAGAGGGUGAUACCCUGAAUGAGCCACAGGACCUGUCACUGAUGGACUACUCCCGUUAUGACAGCACGGCCCCACAAGACGCCCACGCAGCAGCGGCGGCUGGUGCAGAAGGGACUUAUGCCUCUGGAGCCAUGGUCCCCCGCAUCCAGGCAUCAGGCAAGCUCAACUGUGACAUCUGUGGCCUGUCCUGCGUCAGCAUUAACGUACUGCUGGUGCACAAGCGCAGCCACACGGGUGAGAGGCCAUUCCACUGCACUCAGUGCGGGGCCUCCUUCACGCAGAAGGGAAAUCUUCUUCGCCACAUCAAACUGCACUCCGGGGAAAAGCCUUUCAAAUGCCCGAUGUGCAGCUAUGCCUGCCGUCGACGCGAUGCCCUGAGCGGGCACCUGCGCACCCAUUCUGUAGAGAAGCCCUUCAAGUGCAACCACUGCAGUCGCAGCUACAAGCAGCGAAGCUCCCUCGAAGAGCACAGAGAGAGGUGCCAUGUGUACAUUCAGAGCAAAGGUCCCGCUGAGAGAGAGGACAGCCAGACAUCCAGGACUCAGAUGGGCACUGAGCGUGCUCUGCUGCUCGACAGGCUCGCCAGCAACGUCGCCAAACGGAAGAGCACAAUGCCACAGAAGUUCACCGGCGACAAUGGUGUCUGUCUGGACUUGAGCUUUAACAGGGAGCUGGUCCACCGAACUGACCACAAGGACCCUCCAACAGGCUCCCCAGGGCCCGACUCCCACCAUCAGCCCAUCCUCACAGGGCCAGACAGCGACCCAGCUCCCUCCCACAGGCCCUACCCUGUCCCGUUAAACCGCAGCGACAUCAGCCCCAUGGGCCUCACCAACGGCCACAAGAUGGGCAUGCCACUCCUGGGCCUCCCUCACACCGCCCAGACACCCGUCAGCAUGGACUCGUUCCACGCUGACGGCUCCCAGAUGUCCCAGCCCGUCAUGUACAGCUUAGGGCACCUGCUGGGAGGGCUGAACCACCAGAAUGGCAUCCCUCACCCGCACGCCCAGCCCAUCCCCUUGUCACCUCUAGAUGCUUUACGGUUGGUGCGGGCCGACGGCGAGGCCGCUGCGGUGCAGGGGGCAGUGUACCCCUGUGGCCACUGCAGGGUGAUCUUCCUGGACUAUGUCAUGUUCACCAUCCACAUGGGGUGCCACGGCUUUCGUGACCCACUUGAGUGUAACGUAUGUGGCCACCGCAGCCGGGACCGUUACGAGUUCUCCUCCCACAUAGCCCGUGGCGAGCACCGCCUAGAACUAAAGUAGCUUUCAUUCAUGCAGUAGUUCAUGCUUACACACACACACAAACACACACACACGCUCAGACAGAUAACAGUGUAUAAGUACACACACAGAUUUACUCAUAUAUGUAGCUGGUAGUAUCAGAAAUGAAAGCAUGAAGUGGCAGCUAUCUCUCUGUCUGUGUGUGUGUGUGUAUGUGUGUGUGUGUGUGUGUGCGCGUGCGUGUGUGUGUUUGUGUGUGUGUGUGUGUGUGUGUGUAAGCGAGAGGGAUUGAGAGAGACGUUAUAAGAGUGUGACGGGUGUCGAGUGUUCUUAGUCAUACUGUACUCAUCUGAAAAGAUGGUCUGUAAAGUGUUUAUGAGGGAGUAAUUCAGUAACAUUUGUACUUAAUGAUCCCUGCUGUAGCCACUGUUUAUAUCAUAUAGCCAUAUGCCAUAUAUAUACAUGUUCAACAAAGUACCAAAAAUGAAUGCAUUUAUUGUGUAACUGCUGUAUUUUUUUCCUGCUACCUGUGUAAAGGUGUAAAAAUAAAAGAGAAGUUCAUUUUUC